Fraxinus pennsylvanica is the source of this 768-nucleotide messenger RNA. NCBI's taxonomy places the organism in Eukaryota, Viridiplantae, Streptophyta, Magnoliopsida, Lamiales, Oleaceae. The record is from the annotation of a GenBank genome assembly.
AUGGAGGAAAUUUUGAAGAAUAUUUAUUCUGAUUCCGAUUCGUUUGCCGUGGAGAAUAACGGCAUCGGAGGUGGCGAUGCCGUUGUGGACGGUGGUGGUGCUGGUGGAGGAAUGAGAAAUGGUAGUGGGGAUGCGAAUAGGACGGUGGAUGAGGUGUGGAGGGAAAUUGUAAUUGGAGGUGGAAAUGGGGGUGGGGGUGUGGAGCCGGCGAUGACUUUGGAGGAUUUUCUGACGAAGGAAGGGGUGGUGAGUGAGGAGGAUGUAAGGGUUCCGGCGGUGACGGUGGCACCUAUUCCUCCUGCCACUGCGGCGUUUGGUGUGGAUGCGACGGUGAAUUCCGUGGUGGAUGUGGAGGCUUCAGGGCAGUUUGCUCCGGCGGUGUGCAUGCAGAAUGGAUCAACAGGUGGAGGAUAUGGGAUGGAGUUUGGAAAUGGAAUGGUGGUUGUGGGUCGGAGUGGCGGUGGCAGUGGUAGAGGGAAACGUAGGGCCCUCGAAGAAGUUGUGCUCGAUAAGGCCACUCAGCAGAAGCAGAGGAGAAUGAUAAAAAACAGAGAGUCUGCUGCCAGGUCCAGGGAACGGAAGCAGGCUUAUACUGUGGAGUUGGAGACAUUAGUGACACAACUAGAGGAGGAAAAUGCAAGGCUUUUGAGAGAAGAGGCUGAGCAGAAUAGGAAGAGGUAUAAACAGCUUAUGGAGAACCUGAUUCCAGUGGUAGAGGGAAAGAGACCUCCAAGGGUUCUGCGGAGAGUGCGUUCCAUGAACUUGUAG